Fusarium poae is the source of this 219-nucleotide messenger RNA. RefSeq lists its product as uncharacterized. Lineage: Eukaryota; Fungi; Ascomycota; Sordariomycetes; Hypocreales; Nectriaceae. The record is from RefSeq and is a predicted model, not a curated record. The transcript has 4 exons. Bases 1 to 219 code for a protein of 72 amino acids.
AUGGAGUCCGUUACUAUCACUUUCGAAGGGAUUGAAGAAUGGGAGAAUAGCGGAGACAUAGUCUAUGACAUAAUCCAGAAACAUACUCAACUUGAACGAGGAUCAUAUCCCGAAACGAAGAGUCUUCCUCCACUCAUCAUGUCUCCACCACUUCCUCAGGAAUGCAUCGAUGAGUUGAAGGCAGUAAAUGGCGUUGUGGUACGGACUCAGCAGGGAUAA